Mirounga angustirostris (Northern elephant seal) is the source of this 9112-nucleotide messenger RNA. RefSeq names its product syntrophin beta 2 (gene SNTB2). Gene Ontology annotation, cellular component: dystrophin-associated glycoprotein complex; intracellular anatomical structure; synapse. Gene Ontology annotation, molecular function: protein binding; structural molecule activity. The record is from RefSeq and is a predicted model, not a curated record. The coding region runs from base 26 to 1648 and encodes 540 amino acids. NCBI's taxonomy places the organism in Eukaryota, Metazoa, Chordata, Mammalia, Carnivora, Phocidae. The transcript has 7 exons.
GAAGCGCCGAGGCUGCCUGACUGGAAUGAGGGUAGCUGCGGCGACUGCGGCGGCGGGAGCGGGGCCGGCCAUGGCGGUGUGGACGCGGGCCACCAAAGCGGGGCUGGUGGAGCUGCUCCUGAGGGAGCGCUGGGUCCGUGUGGUGGCCGAGCUCAGCGGGGAGAGCCUAAGCCUCACGGGCGACGCUGCGGCGGCUGAGCCCGAGCCGGCUCUGGGGCCGGCAGCGGCUGCCUUCAACGGCCUCCCGAACGGCGGCGGCGCCGGCGACUCGCUCCCGGGGAGCCCCAGCCGCGGCCUGGGUCCCCCGAGCCCGCCCGCGCCGCCGCGGGGCCCGGCGGGCGAGGCGGGCGCGUCGCCGCCCGUGCGCCGGGUGCGGGUAGUGAAGCAGGAGGCGGGCGGCCUGGGCAUCAGCAUCAAGGGCGGCCGCGAGAACCGGAUGCCGAUCCUCAUCUCCAAGAUCUUCCCGGGGCUGGCGGCCGACCAGAGCCGGGCGUUGCGGCUGGGCGACGCCAUCCUGUCGGUGAACGGCACCGACCUGCGCCAGGCCACCCACGACCAGGCCGUGCAGGCGCUGAAGCGCGCGGGCAAGGAGGUGCUGCUGGAGGUCAAGUUCAUCCGAGAAGUAACACCAUAUAUCAAGAAGCCAUCAUUAGUAUCAGAUCUACCAUGGGAAGGUGCAUCUCCUCAGUCACCAAGCUUUAGUGGCAGUGAGGACUCUGGUUCUCCAAAACACCAGAACAGCACCAAGGACAGGAAGGUCAUCCCUCUCAAAAUGUGCUUUGCUGCUAGAAACCUAAGCAUGCCGGAUCUGGAAAACAGAUUGAUAGAACUCCAUUCUCCUGAUAGCAGGAACACGCUGAUCCUACGCUGCAAGGAUACAGCCACAGCACAUUCCUGGUUCGUAGCUCUCCACACCAACAUAAUGGCUCUCCUCCCACAGGUACUGGCUGAACUCAAUGCCAUGCUUGGUGCAACCAGGACGGCAGGAGGCAGCAAGGAGGUCAAGCACAUUGCCUGGCUGGCAGAACAGGCAAAACUAGAUGGUGGAAGACAACAAUGGAGACCUGUCCUCAUGGCUGUGACUGAGAAGGAUUUACUGCUUUAUGACUGUAUGCCAUGGACAAGGGAUGCCUGGGCAUCACCGUGUCAUAGCUACCCUCUUGUUGCCACAAGGUUGGUUCAUUCUGGCUCCGGAUGUCGAUCACCCUCACUUGGAUCUGACCUUACCUUUGCUACCAGAACAGGCUCUCGGCAGGGCAUUGAGAUGCAUCUCUUCAGGGUGGAGACACAUCGGGAUCUGUCAACCUGGACCAGGAUACUUGUUCAGGGUUGCCAUGCUGCUGCUGAGCUAAUUAAGGAAGUCUCUCUAGGCUGCACGCUAAAUGGCCAAGAGGUAAGAUUCACUGUCCACUAUGAAAAUGGGUUCACUAUCUCCAAGGAAAAUGGAGGUUCCAGCAGCAUACUGUAUCGCUACCCCUUUGAAAGGCUGAAAAUGUCUGCUGAUGAUGGCAUCAGAAAUCUGUACCUGGAUUUUGGUGGUCCUGAGGGAGAACUGACCAUGGACCUUCACUCUUGUCCGAAGCCGAUCGUUUUUGUAUUGCACACGUUCUUGUCAGCCAAAGUCACUCGCAUGGGACUGCUCGUAUGAGCAGCACAAAAUCAGAAAAGAGUCAUGAAUGUCACAAGAAGUAUUUCCACCUCAAAAAAAAAAAAAAAAGCACAAAAAGAAAGCUCUUUGCUCUCCCCUCCAGCACAGUGCCUUGACAAGGACCUGCAGAUCACUGCUGACCAGUAACCGUGUUUAAAGAAGAGCCUGCCUUUCACAAGCUACCUUGGCCAGAAAUUCUAGGACUCUAAUAAGUUCCAAACGAAGCUGUUGAUUUAUUGCCUCAUUUCCUAAUGUGGUUUCUAAGUCACUAGGUUUAUUUCCCCUAUGAAGAAGGAUGGCUCGUUGUGGGUUUUUUGUUUUUUGUUUUUUUGGACAUAAUCAAAUAUCCAAUUUUUUUGGACAUAAUCAAAUAUCCAAGAGUUGUUUUCAUUUUCUUCCUACAGGAUUCGUUCCAAGCUUAGCCUUGACAUCUUGCUUAGUUCAACCAUCUCUUGCCACAUGCUAGUUUACAGCCACCUGUGCUUGGCCAUUCUAGAUAGGUCAGAUGUGGUCUUGGAGCUUACUGUCACAUAAUCCUUCCACCCUAGGAAGUCCUUGAAUUUCACACCAAAGCGUUCUCCCAUCUGUCCUGGCUCUCCUGCAUCCCACCCUGGCCAUCACUUUCCUACCACAUCACGAGCUUUGCCACUCAUAAGUGCUAACUUUAGGACUUAGAACUUGUGAAAUUUGAUUUGCCUUGCCUUCCACUCCCUUUCUAGUGGCGACCAAGUUGGAAACCACUGAUUUGAAAGAAGAGGUUUGCUUGUUUUAGAUUUUUCUGAUUUAUCUUUGGUAGGAGCCAGGUGAUAAGAUUUCUUUUAAAAGAAAAUCCUCAUUUUAGCCUAAGCCAUUUUUUAUUGCUUACCAAAUGUGCCUUUGGUUAGGGUUAGUGGAGCUUUAUUAGUCACUAUUUGAAUAACUGGAUAUCACUGCCGUUCCAGGGAGAGCAUCCAUCUUAGUUUUGAGGAAUAGUCUUUGAGAUGGGUUUCCUUAGGAGUAUCUUUUCUAGUGGGCAGAUCUCAUUGAGGAAGAUAAAUCUUGGAGAGCCCACUUGUUUAAAGAGUAGGCUCUGUAAAGCCAGCUCUUCAGCACAAACAUCCGGUGGAGUUGCCUUGGGCUUUGUGGGCCCAUGCUGGAUCCUGGCCCUUUUGUCCUCUCCCUUUGUGGCAGCAGAGUGGCAUGGAUAGGCAGCUGCUAAUUCAAGACUCACUGUUGGCUUAGUAAUGCAUUCUACAGUGGGCGGGUGACGAGACCACGGAACAGCUACCUGGAUUUUGCUAAGCAUUGCCAGAUGUCAUCAUUAUGACUUAGUAGCAGUAAGAUUGCUGGUUUUGUGGUAUCAAAGAAUCACACUCAGCUUGUUUUUCCUAAUUAUGAAGGAGGUGUAUAUCUGAAAACAUUUAAAAUAGGAUAAUAGCUAUAUAAAAUGUCAAGAUUACUGCAGUCCCCAGAUCUGAAAGAAAAGGGAAUAUUGACUUGAAUGUUCUCUGAAGAAAAGUCUAGGAAUAGUUCUCACUUACUAGAUUUAUUAGGAGUACUAUAAGAGGAUGUGAGCACUUCAGAGAGUGGAGGAGGGUAGCACUCCAUAUAGGGAGGAAAAACCCCACAACCAUAAAUACAAAACAUGAGCUGUUUGGUGUGAGUGCAGACUGACCUAGGUGGGACAUUUGAAAGAGCAGACUCAUGAGCAGAGAGUUUGAGUUAGACAUUGUAACCCCACUGUCUUUCUUCUGCCCAUAAGUCAGUCCUCCUUCCCUUUGUACAGUGAGAUUAACCACACGCAGGGGCUGGGGAGAGAGAACUGAUAACUGUUCUUCCCCCAGCUACAGUUCCAAAAAUAAAUGACUUGAUCCACUUAAAACUGGAAAUUGGAAUCUAGACUAGAAUAUGUCUUUCAAGAACUUUUUUUAUGUUUUAAAGAUUCAUAAACCUAUGUUUGGUUUCAUCUGAAGUAAAUUUGCAAGGGAAGAAAAAAAAUAUCUUGAAGGUCCAGCUGUGAUUUCUGGAAGCAGAAUUUCAACACCUAAUACCGUCAGAUAAGGGAGCUUAGACACUCUUUGCAGUGAGAGCAUUAUUAACCUGAAAAGUUGCACAAUGCAGUCACAGAUUUUGCAACAAAGCCAUGUGGUUGAGGUUUUCUUGGUUAGUGUGAAAGGCUAAGCCACUGAGAAAUUUUUCAGGCAGAACUUCUGAGCCCCCGUGCUCAUCAGUUACAUGAAAAAGAUCUCUAAAAAAGGUGUGAUAAACAUGUGAGCCGGAGAAGGUAAAGUGUGUGAGCCAUUUUGGCUCAUUUUGUUCAAGCUUGGUUUUUUAAAUCUUUUGAGUCUUAAUGUGAAAUGAAAAUGUGUGGGAGAUUUCCUUUGACCACUAGCACCCCCAAGAGCAAGAGCCCUUAAGCUGCUUGUGUAACAUCAACAGCUUUCCAAUCAUGGGUGACCAGCUUGUUCUUCAAUUAAGUGUGUUUAUGGAAUUUUCAAACCACAAAUGAAGUGCUUUUUAUGAAUAGGACAGCCUUGAUAAAUAUGUAUUUUGUAUUAAGAUGCCAAAAUAUGGCAAAUUAUUUUAACUAAAAAUGGGCAUUUGGGGUAUUUCACACCUUUUAUAGAACAGCUUAACUUGUCAUUUCUUUUUCAUUUUGAAUUAGGAAAAUUGCUGAGAAUGUUGUGGGCUUCCAUGUAUAGAAUGGAAAAGAAGCUGCAGAGUAGUAUCCACCUCAUCCCAAUGGACCCAAUUCCUGUGCCCUCAACUACCCCCCAGACCUGGGGCUUAGACAUCUUUCCAUAUUCCACACAGAUGUCUACAAGUAGCCAAUUGGCAUGUGAAAAUUCUUCCUCCUCAUUCCCUAAAAUUUCUCCCUUUCCUCUCGAAAGAAAGAACCAAUGAAAGAAAGAAAGAAAAAGAAAGAAAGAAAGAAAAGGCUCAGUUAUUCUUUUUCUGAAAAAGGUAAGCCCUUUCAUGAAUUUAUCAAACAAACCUUACCUGGAAAUUAAUAUCUAAUAUUUUAUAUGAAGAAAUACUUUAAUGUAUGUUUAUACAGUAUUUAUUAGAUACUUAUAACUGUAAACUCACCUACCUAGUAGACAGUUACAGAUUAAAUAUUGGGACAUGUACAAGCAAUCAAAAAUAUUACUUUAAAUGUCAUUCACCUCUUUUAAAGCCGUGUUUUAGCACUUUUUAGGCUAGGUAAAGUCUGAUAGUGCCUGUUUUUAUCAGCUGUACCCUCACAAACGUUGUUAUGGAACAUUAUUGGAUGGCAGGAGAGAUUGAAUUAUUUAUUUCUUAUAUUUUUAUAAGUGGAAAAAUUUAACCAACAAAUGAUUAAAGUUGUCACUGAUUAUUUGUUUUCCUAAUUUAUCUUCCUAAGCAGAAUGGUAACAAAGCUUUUUUCAGCUGAUUAAAUGCACUUAGCUAAUAAACCAAAAUUUAUUCUUUAAAAAAAUUAAACUGUGUGGAAUCUGGACAAGAUUAUGUUUUUCCCAGAAAAAGUUUUCACUGUAAAUGGUUUUGAUGGACAAAAGUGUGACCACUUCUGAGAAAAGGUUACAAUGGAUUUUUUUUUUUAAUUUUGUGAGAUCCUCCAGGUCUUCUUGUUUAAUUUAUGUGCAUGUGGUUAUAUUUGUAUGUUUUCAAAAACAUGGAAGAAUCUCCAUGUUUUUAACGCAAAUUAUAUUGUAAGCUGCUAUGCAAAUUCUAUUAAAAGCCCUACCUACUUAAAAGUUAAACAUUUUUGAAGAUUUCAGGGAAGACCUGUAGACUUAAGCACUUUCUCUGCUUUUUUGUAUCUUAUCUUGGACACUUACGCUGAACUUUGUUCUUAUUAUUUUCACUGGUUAUAAGCUAUUGAUUGUACAUAAUAUUGAAACUAUCCAAAUAUCCAGCAUACAUUUCCCUGUCACUGCCAUCCAUCAUUGACACCCUGAAUGAAUGGCUGGGUGGAAAGCCAAAGGUCAUCUUUUUUCAAUUGCUAAUGAAGACGUAAAAUGCCAGGUCUCUUUGGUCUCAAAGCAGAUUGCUCUAGUCAGAUCAAGUAUCUAUGUAAGGAAAAGAGAAUUCUUUAAAUUUGGGAUUCCGCUAGGGGCGCCUGGGGGCUCAGUCCUUAAACGUCUGCUCAGGUCAUGAUCCCAGGGUCCUGGGUUGGAGCCCCAUGUCGGGCUCCCUGCUCAGCAGAGAGCCUGCUUCUCCCUCUCCCGCUCCCCCUGCUUGUGUUCCUGCUCUCGCUGUGUCUCUGUCAAAUAAAUAAAUAAAAUCUUAAAAAAAAGAAAAGAAAAGAAAAUUUGGGAUUCUGCUUAAACUUUAAGUUUAAGUUGAAUUUGACCAUAAUCAUAUUCACUCUUUUUGUAUGUAUAUCUCUAUCAGGUCUAUAAUGUACCAGGUGGUAUUAUAUUAUAUUCUGUCUUAAGUUUGGAAAUCUCAGUUAAAUUUAAAUUGUUAUUGUGGCUUUUUUAUUCCCCCUCCUGAAGAUGAAAGCAGAGGAAUCUGCCAUUUGCUACUGUUCUCUCUCUCUCCCAAGAUUGCUUGGUAAUCUAGAAUUCUUUUACUUUCUACAUACUGUCUAAAAACUGACAGCAGCAGUCUCUCCCCUCCCUCCUUUUUUAAAGCUGUCUCCUUCCCUGUGCUGAGUAUAUAGACAAUAAAUGUGUGAUGGCAGACAAUUAUAAAGUAAUUAUGUUGUGUAUCAGGAUUAUGUGUUUUUGAGCAAUAUAGCUACUCCUAUCACGUAAUGAUAAGUGAAACUUAUGCUGGAAAUAGACUGCUUAGUGGCAGAUUUGAAACCAUUUCUCUAAAAAAAAAAUAGAUCUGUUAGAUCAAUGAUAACAGAUUCAUUCUAUCAAAGGAUAGAAUUUCAAGUUAAAAUAAGGUACCAAAAAUAGGUUCAUAGAGCACACCUGUACAUCUAUUGUUUGUUGUUGGUUUUUUUUUUACAGUAGCUAAACUACCAACUAGAAGAAUGGUUUUUAUGUAUUAACUCAACAAAAUAUUUUAAUAAGAUUUCUUCUUUUGUUUCAAAACUGAUAAACUUGAGCUUAAUCUCUUGCCACCUCUAUUCUUCCCACUUCAGGUGACUGAACCAAAGCAGACUUAAGUUUUGAAAGUGAAUCUACAUUUCGUGUGAUUCAUAAAUAAUGCCAUUUGCAAAUGAUCCUUGCUCUCUAAUGAACAUUUGGCUAUAUUCAAAAAAAACCUACCCUCCGAACUGUAAUCCUUGAAUUGCUCCAAAAUAGAUUGGUUGAAACUAAAAAGCUAUAAUAGAGAAACGAUGCUUUAUUAUAUUGUAAGAUUAGCUACCCUGGUAGAUUCCUAGUACCUUCCUCAUUUCUGUUGUUAUCUUACCUCCAUGCUAUUUACACAAAUGCUUUGUUUUAGUGUCCCUCUUUAUCCCAGUCACAUAUUAUACCCUUGGAACCUGAGCGCUCUGUCACCUCUUCCAAAGUGAUAGAAGUCUCUUGUGAAUAGACAAAAUGUUCUUUGGGGGCCUGGAGGAACUCUGAAACUGCAAGGCUAAUUAAUGACAUAUUAAUUCAAGUAUUGUUUCAUCUAAUAAGCAUUUAUUAGGUAUUCUGAAGGGUCCAAAAGAAAGUUCCUGCCCUCAAGUAGCACAUAAUCCAUUAUUUCUCAUUUACACCAUGCCAUCUAUCAAUCAAUCAGUGGUUAAGUAACUAACCACUUCAUACUUUUACCAAAGUACCUCUGCAGUUCUGCUCCCCUGGCUGACUGGAAAACGUUUAAAAUGAUGCUUGGUCUUUGGUGCAUGCCGACAUGAAAGAACUCCAAGCACAUUUAAGUAGGUCAGUCUUUUUAUUAUGCUUAAUUUUUUUAAUGCAAAAUUAGACUUUUUGGCUCAGUUGGUGGGGCAUGCGACUCUUAAUCUUGGGGUUGUGAGUUUGAGCUCCAUGUUCGUUGUAGAGAUUACUUAAAAAUCUUUUUCAAAAAAUCAGACUUUAGUUUGGGAAGAACAGUGUAGAAUAUCCCUAGGAAUAAAUUACAACAACAACAAAAGCUCUUUUGCCCAAAGUGGAUCAACAAGAAAGUCUUUUUAAAGAAAUGCUUUUUAAACUAUAAAAUAGCAAAACUGAAUGUAUAUUUCAUCUACACCUAUUUCUAAAUUGUGCUGAUGCAUGCAUUUCCACACUUACACCCUUUAAACAUCUCAUUUGCUGAAAGUCCUUAUCCAUGGUAAAAGCAACAUUUGUCUGUAAUGGUGUGUCAAAAUGAAGAUAUUUUAAACCUAGCAAAAUUCCACUUAUUCUAGAACACUCUGACACUCAAACUCAAUAAAAAGGACACCUAAAGGAAACAAGGAAGGCUAGUUGAAUUUUUCCAUAAUUUUCAUACAGUGACAGCCCCCUCCCAUCCAUCUUGCCUUCCAUUUAUUACUAGGGUCAGUUUUUAAGGCAGCAUCCUUCAUCAUACCCAGAAAGUACCUCAGUCAUCUGUGAUUGGAAUGGCACAGGGCACACAGUAACGUGGGCUCCUUCCCCUUUGUUUUCCAGCGUCCCUAAGUAGUGCACACAAAUUAGGUCCUGCCUUCAGUGUGUCCUCCUUUAAAUCUACGCUUUGACAAUCAGGUGCUAAUGAUUCUAUGUUACUGGAACCAGAACAUAAGUAUUGUCGUGUGUCUGUUCCUUCUAGAUUGGCAGAAGUGCUUUCCUUCCAUCUUAGUCCUGUUCGAGAGGAUACCAGUUGUGUUUUUCACCUGUUUUGUGAAUUGCUAAAAUUUGGGGGAGAGGAAAUGAUUUCAACUAAGUUUUGGGUUUCGCACAAUCAUCAAUCUCAGUGAUAUUCUUCACACCUGUAGCAAGUCUGCCCUGAUUACAAGAACCGAUUUUAGUUUUGUAAUUUUUUUCUCCAGCAUAAGACUCCAGUAUUAUGUUUACAAUCUGUUGGAUGUGUUCAGCAUGGUAAGACCUUGGUGCCCAAAGAAUCUGUUUCCCUUUUGGUACCAGACCCAAGAUCUUCUAGAAGAUAAUGUGGCAAACCACUACCUAUGAAGGCCUAUUUUGGCUAAUCUGUGGGCAAAUUCUGAUUAUACCCCCUUGUAUGUAUUUUGUUCCACACAACUUUCACUUUUGUUAAGUAUUAAGUCUUCGAAAUCUAGAAUAAUUCUUCUACAAGAAAUUAAAAGAAUGUGAUAUUCUGGUUUUUUCUUCUUUGAGAACCCUGUAUUUAAACAAGACUUCUUUUUAAGUGUUGUUUAAAAUUUAGUUUUCAAAUCUUCUGGUAUCACCAGACUACCAAAUCAAAACUUAUGGCAUAAAACAGGGCAGUAUUUGUGUUCUUAAGAAUUAAAAAAAGCUUUAUGUGUACUCUAUAAAUAUAAAUGCAUAAACAACACUUCCCCUUGAGUUGCACAUCAACAUACAGCAUUGUACAUUACAAUGAAAAUUUGUAACUUAAGGAUAUUAUAUAUAUAAAUACAUAUAUACCUUUGUAACCUUUAUACUGUAAAUAAAAAAAAUGCUUUUA